GCGCGUCGAAGCGUGUCAGUUUGGUAAGCAAAGCGCGAGUUUCGGUGACAACUACACCAGCCCCACAAAGUCUGUGAUGAUGUAGCAUGCUGUCUUCCCAUCCCAAUAGAGCACAUCUGGGAACCUGUCCUAAUUAUUCACCGCAGUCCACAAUAGCGAUGCUUAUGCAGCAGUAAAAGACCACGCCUUUCGAAAACCCCUGUGUCAACCCAGCGCACCCGUCAAUAUUCACAAUGACGGAGAAUGUAGAUGGUGUGUUCGUCGACGAUAAUGACAUCGAUCGGACCUUUCGCCAACGGCCUGGCUCCUCGAAAUCAAAUGCGAAAGUGCCGCUUCUUGUCCAUAGCAAGCCAGGCAAGAGUGGCGCAAGCUCGCCUGGGCUCGAUAGCGACGACGAGAACGCUCGACUCCUAAAUCCCACACCGAUCGAUUACCAGACUACAAACAACGAUGCGAACAAGGACGAUGAGCCAGAGUGGUUUCGUGAAUUCCGAGGUCUUCCCUGGUGGAAGCGACCCUCGAUCUACUGGCUCUUGCCGCCCUUCCUUCUGUUUACCGUAGCUUUUGGAGGCGUUGUGGUGCCUAAACUCAACCUGAUAAUGGAUCUCGUGUGCGAGGAGUACUAUGCUUCUCUUGACGGCAACGGCGAUCCUAUCUCAAGCCCCAUGGACCCCGGCACAGACCGAUGCCGAAACGACGCCGUAUCCUCUCGAUCCUCGUUGUUUCUCCUUUACGGUAGUCUCUGCUCCGGAAUACUGGCCGCUAUUACAAGUCCGCAGCUUGGUGCAUUAUCAGACCGGUUCGGUCGAAAGACUUUCAUGGUCGUUAACACGUCUGGUGCACUUUUCGGAGAGAUCCUCACCAUCUUAGCCGCUAAGUUCCCCCAGACUGUGCACGUAAACUGGAUCUUAGUCGGCUACGCGUUAGAAGGCCUAUCCGGCUCAUUCAUUGUGGGCAUGGCUCUAGCACAUUCCUAUGCAAGUGACUGUGUGGCACCACAGAAACGAAACGUCGCUUUCGCCUACUUCCACGCCGCUUUGUUCGGCGGCAUUGCACUUGGGCCUGUUGCGGCAGGUUACAUUAUCGAGGCCCGCUCGAAGUACACGAGCAAGAUCGACGCUGUAGUCUUCAUCUUCUAUCUGGCGCUUGCGGCUCAUGGCCUCUUCAUCAUGUUCCUUCUCUUCUGUAUUCCGGAGUCGUUGAGCAAGUCACGUCAGGAAGCUGCACGAGAGAAGCAUAGAGAGGAGAUGGAGCGACUGGGCCCAGAGUCAGACUGGAUCAACCAGCUGCGACACAUCAACCUGUUCCGCCCACUGAAGAUCCUCUGGCCCACCGGCCCUGGCUCAUCUUCUGUCGUUCGAUGGAAUCUGAUCCUCCUUGCUGCCACAGACACCAUCAUGUUUGGCAUUGCCAUGGGUGCCAUGGGCGUGGUAAUUGUCUACACUCGCCUUCAGUUCGACUGGCAAACACUCGAGUCCGGACGCUUCGUCAGCAUAGUCAACGCUUGUCGUGUGUUCGCUCUUCUUGGCGUCCUCCCUCUCCUUACCCGCUUGGUGCGAGGCAAGAACGGCGCUAUGAAGCAACGCAGCACAGGCACUGAUCGAUUUGAUCUGUCAAUCAUUCGCGCUGCUAUAUUCUUCGAUACUUUGGGUUUCAUCGGCUACGCGCUGGCACCCAGUGGAACCCUCUUCACACUUUCCGGCGUUGUUACCGCAGUCGGAGGUAUUGGAUCGCCAGCACUUGGGGCAGCACUGACAAAGCAUGUUCCGAGUGACAAAGUCGGGCAGCUGCUCGGUGCGACAGGACUGCUACAUGCCAUCGCUAGAGUCGUUGGACCUACUAUCUUCAACGGUAUCUACAGUGCGACUGUCUCAGGCUAUCGACAGACUGUGUUUGUAGUCCUGGCCUCAAUGUUCGGCUUGGCAUUCUUGUGCAGCUGGUUCGUACGACCUCAUGUCCACCUUGAAGAGAACUCCGAGCCCACAUCGGGAGAUCUCCCUGCGGACGCAUAGUAUGCUGACCUUCUUCUUCAGCCCGGAGGUAGACAUUUCUCGAAGAGCACUUGGUGUCUGGGAGAAUACUUGGAAUAUUUUACACAUAUGGCAUCCUCUGAGAUAAAGGUAGUGCGUAACGCAGUACAAUAUAUAGUUUGAAUAACAGUGUACGUGAACUUGUAUAAAUAAGUACACACAAAUACGUAAUAUCCUUAGAGUCAAAAAAACACAGCUAUCUUGCCAUCGUGUUGGGUGGAACACACCAGCAAAAAGAUCGACACCUGUGUGAUUCGAACACACGCUCCCGAAGGAAAUGCCUGACUAUGGAUAGCAGGGCAUCGCGUUAACCACUCCG
Boeremia exigua is the source of this 2349-nucleotide messenger RNA. RefSeq names its product tetracycline-efflux transporter-like protein. NCBI's taxonomy places the organism in Eukaryota, Fungi, Ascomycota, Dothideomycetes, Pleosporales, Didymellaceae. Gene Ontology annotation, cellular component: membrane. The coding region runs from base 234 to 2012 and encodes 592 amino acids. Gene Ontology annotation, molecular function: transmembrane transporter activity. The record is from RefSeq and is a predicted model, not a curated record. Gene Ontology annotation, biological process: transmembrane transport. The transcript is spliced from 2 exons.